UGUGGGAUUGUGGGACGUUGGCUGGGGCCCAGGAAUCCGCAGAAUGCCCCGGCGCUCGGCGGCGUCUUGCAUCAGCCGGCAGAAGUUCGCGCUCGGCCGGGAAAAGGAAUCUGCGGCCCCACUCCGGCGCGUCUUGGGCUGCUGCUCUGGGGCUGAAGUAACCUGCCGUGAUGAUCUCCGCUCCCAGGAUGCCCCUCCUACUGCUGCUGCUCCACAUCCCAAGUGCUGCCAAAGCUCAGGUUAAUCCAGCUGUAUGCCGUUAUCCUCUGGGCAUGUCAGGCGGCCACAUCCCGGAUGAGGACAUCUCCGCUUCCAGCCAGUGGUCUGAAUCCACAGCAGCCAAGUAUGGAAGGCUUGAUUCAGAAGAGGGUGAUGGGGCUUGGUGUCCAGAGAUCCCAGUUGAGCCGGAUGACCUCAAGGAGUUCCUUCAGAUUGAUCUGCACGCCCUGCACUUUAUCACCCUGGUGGGGACCCAGGGGCGACACGCUGGCGGCCAUGGCAAUGAGUUUGCACCAAUGUACAAGAUCAAUUACAGCCGGGAUGGCACCCGGUGGAUUUCCUGGAGGAACCGGCAUGGGAAGCAGGUGCUGGAUGGAAACACCAACCCUUAUGAUAUUGUCCUCAAGGACCUGGAGCCUCCCAUCAUAGCUCGCUUCAUACGCUUUAUUCCCAUCACCGACCACUCCAUGAAUGUAUGCUUGCGAGUGGAGCUCUACGGCUGCACGUGGCUAGAUGGGCUGGUUUCCUACAACGCACCUGCUGGACAACAGUUCGUCCUUCCCAGCGGCACAGUCAUUUACCUCAACGAUUCCGUGUAUGAUGGCGCUUUUGGCUACAGCAUGACUGAGGGACUGGGCCAGCUAACGGACGGUGUUUCUGGCCUGGAUGACUUCACACAGACCCAUGAGUACCACAUGUGGCCCGGCUAUGACUACGUAGGGUGGCGCAAUGAAAGCGCUGCUGGGGGCUACAUUGAAAUCAUGUUCGAAUUUGAUCGGAUCAGAAACUUCACCACCAUGAAGGUGCACUGCAACAACAUGUUUGCCAAGGGGGUGAAGAUCUUCAAGGAGGUUCAGUGCUAUUUCCGCUCCGAUGCCAAUGAAUGGGAGCCCAACACCAUCUCCUCAGUGCUGGUGCUGGAUGACGUCAACCCCAGUGCGCGGUUCGUCACUGUGCCCUUGCUUCAUCGCAUGGCCAGCGCCAUCAAGUGCCAGUAUUACUUUGCUGACACCUGGAUGAUGUUCAGUGAGAUUACAUUCCAGUCAGAUGCAGCCAUGUACAACAACUCUGGAGCCCCUCCUGAGUCACCCAUAGCACCCACCACUUACGAUCCAACCCUCAAGGUGGAUGACAGCAACACACGCAUCCUGAUUGGCUGCCUGGUGGCAAUCAUCUUCAUCCUGGUGGCCAUCAUUGUCAUCAUCCUGUGGAGGCAGUUCUGGCAAAAGAUGCUGGAGAAGGCGUCUCGUCGGAUGCUGGAUGAUGAAAUGACCGUCAGCCUCUCCUUGCCUAGCGAAUCCAGUAUGUUCAACCACAACCACUCCUCCUCGUCCAGUGAGCAGGAGUCCAACUCCACCUAUGACCGUAUCUUCCCCCUGGGCCCAGACUACCAGGAGCCCUCGCGGUUGAUCCGCAAACUGCCAGAGUUUGCCCCAGGAGACGAAGAGGCAGGCUGCAGUGGAGUCCUCAAACCCGCCCAGCCAAGUGGCCCCGAGGGAGUCCCCCAUUACGCGGAGGCUGACAUUGUGAAUCUGCAGGGGGUUACAGGCAGCAACACCUACUCUGUGCCUGCCAUCACUAUGGACCUGCUCUCUGGCAAGGAUGUGGCUGUGGAAGAGUUCCCUAGGAAACUGCUAACCUUCAAGGAGAAGCUUGGAGAAGGCCAGUUUGGGGAGGUUCAUCUCUGCGAAGUGGAGGGGAUGGAAAAGUUCAUGGACAAAGAUUUUGCUUUGGAUGUCAGCUCCAACCAACCUGUCCUGGUGGCUGUGAAAAUGCUGCGAGCAGAUGCCAACAAGAAUGCCAGGAAUGACUUUCUGAAGGAGAUUAAGAUUAUGUCACGGCUCAAGGACCCCAAUAUCAUCCGGCUGCUGGCAGUGUGCAUCACUGACGACCCUCUCUGCAUGAUUACCGAGUACAUGGAGAACGGAGACCUCAACCAGUUCCUAUCCCGCCAUGAGCCCCAUCUCCCCCCUGCCAGCAAUGGAUCCAUUGUCAGUUACACUGACCUGAAGUUCAUGGCCACUCAGAUUGCCUCUGGCAUGAAGUACCUGUCCUCUCUGAAUUUUGUGCAUCGGGACCUGGCCACACGCAACUGCUUGGUGGGUAAGAACUACACCAUCAAAAUAGCAGACUUCGGCAUGAGCAGGAACCUGUACAGUGGAGACUACUACCGAAUCCAGGGGCGGGCCGUGCUUCCUAUUCGUUGGAUGUCCUGGGAAAGUAUUUUAUUAGGCAAAUUCACUACAGCCAGUGAUGUCUGGGCUUUUGGGGUGACACUAUGGGAGACCUUCACUUUUUGCCGAGAGCAGCCAUAUUCCCAGCUGUCAGAUGAACAGGUCAUUGAGAAUACUGGAGAAUUCUUCAGGGAUCAGGGGCGGCAGACAUACCUUCCCCAGCCUGCUCUCUGCCCUGAUCCUGUCUACAAGCUAAUGCUCAGCUGCUGGAGACGAGACACGAAAGAUCGCCCCUCCUUCCAGGAAAUUCACCGCCUCCUCCAACCACCAGCCAGCGAAGAGUGACACUUUGCUUCCCUCACAUGUCCUGGUCCUCAUCCCACCCCAGAAGAUCCACCUGUAAAAACUGAAGCCACUUCACCUGGACUCACAACAAAACCUGGGCAGUGGUGCUUCUUCUACUGCACAUUAAACAAUCACCAUAAGCGGAGAAAAAAGUGAGAAGGAACCAAGCCUAGAUCAGACCAAAUCCAUAGCUCAUAUGACAAGCUAACUCUGGAAUGACAAAGGAUGAACAAGGGUUACUGAUAGAUGUGGCAUGUUCCUGUUUAUCAGUGGAUUCAGUCAAAGAGGAUUCUGUUUUCCCAUUUUGGAAGGGGAAAUGUAAGGUCCAUAUUCUCCAUGAGGAGGCUCCUUGUGCAGGGAGCGUGUGCUGGAAUGCAUCUGUGGAUGGGAGCACACACCAGGAAAGUGCCUGGUAAAAGGAGGGUAGUUGGGGGAUGUGCCUAGUGCAGGGAAUGCAGGUAAGGAACACAGUAAUGCAGGAGUUGCCACUAAAGCAGAGUGGGCUGUGCAAUUACAAAGUGAAAACUGAACCUGUCUGGACACUUUUAGGUUUCAGACAGGCUCAACGGAUUUAGCAUUCGCCUGGUUAGGAUUCCUCCCAUCCUUGCUUGGUUAUAGCCCUUUAGACAGGAGAAAGCCCAAACACAUUGUGUAGUACAAUAUGCCAGCUGCUGGGCUGGAAUGUGCAUUCUGCUUGGUAGGUGAACAUUCCCACUGCAAUGGAGGCAUUGCUUUCUGAGGAGCAUAUGGUUUACUGCAUCUGCUGCAGGACCAAUGAGGAAUGACAAGCCACCCAUCUAGAGGACAGCAGAAGUGCCCUCCUUUGAUCCAGGCAUGGCCUCUUGAGAGGGCCUUAUGUCCUUGAGAAAUGCAUUCUGCAUCUGCUGUUCAUGUUGUCAAGGUAGGGAAAUCCUACAGCUACCAGAUUAGUGGGGUAGGUGCUAGCUCUGCAUUUCCUGAGAAUCAGAGUUAGAGAGAUAUUUUAGAUCAAACAUUUAAUUUCAAAGGGUAGUGGCCAUAAUCACCCAGUUCCCUCCCCAUGUAUAACCCCCCUUCUUGAGCUUUAAUAAGUAAAGGAACAGGAUGUUGCACUGCUCUGGACAUCCGCCAGCACCGAGGGCUGCCACUAGCACUCACUCCUGCUUGUAGUAACCUUGAGCACCAUGAUAACAUUGUUUGUUGUGAAUAUAAUGCGUGGAGUUACCACUAAUGAUAGCUCCUCUCCUACCUACCCCAUCUUGACACAGAAGCUCUCUUGGCAUGUAAUGUUCUAUUCUAGGGCUUGGUCUGACCCCCAGCUGUGGUCUGGCAGGAUUUCCAGCCAAAAGUACUUGGGACCAAUCUAGCCAUGGUUGGAGCUUCUGUGAGAAUGAAUGUGCUCCCCUGGCAUCCCCUAGAUUUGGCUGCUGCAUGCAUGAAUGAUUUGGGCAGUGUCCCUACUGGUCCUGUUUGCUCUGUCAGUUUCCAGUCAAUGUACACAAAGGGGCUUGCUGAUGCAAUGGGUGUGAAAUUGAGACCCUUACAGUAUGGAAUACACCUUUGUUCCCUACAAAGAUGCCUGUUGUUUGCAUACACAUCAGCCCUUGAAAUUCAACAGGGAACACAGUUGGUCUGAUAUGCUCAUCCUGAGAUACGCAAACCCAUAGCACUGUUUCCAGUAUACUAUAACCUAGCAUGGACAGGGCAUGCGUAUACGGGCGCUGUGCCUGUGCUAAGUGAGCAAACCAUUGCAGGGACAUGGGCUGUGUGAAAUAGUUGGCUGCCUCACUCAUCCUGACAGCAGCUGGUAUGUCAACACAGCAGCUCUAUUUGCAUCAGAACCACCUUGGCUAUCACCACCUAGCAAGACUUACAAUUGCAGUUGUACCAGUUGCCAAGGUGGCUGGAAUGACUCAUGAACGUGGGUGCCAACCUCAGGGCAGGCUGUUAAGAAACGAGGCACGAACCCCAAACUGGUUGUAUGUUCUGUACUUAGAUUUCACCAACCAAGUAACAAGUGUGAACUCCUCAACCAUUGUAACAGCCUUAACGUGGCUCAGGCACUCAGGGAUGUCUUAUCACCCAGACAAGCCUGCCUCUGUGAUAGAUGGUCCCUUACACCAAAAAUCACAGCAAUAUUCAGGUUAUACAAGUCCCAAAGUACCACUCACUUAGCCCAGGUCAAGUGCACCCUAGAUUUCUCACUAAAGACAAUGUUUGUAGUCAAUCCUGUAAUAAACUACCGAAAGGUUUAUUAAAAGAAAUAAGAGUUAUUUACGGGGUUAAAGCAGGUGCCAAAAGAUUAUGAUAGCUGCUAUAAUCUGCAAGCUUUAUAUGUUCUUUGCUUAUGUUUAGGAAUCUUUGCCCCUCAAAGUCCACAAAGCAUUUUUAUUCCCUUUGCCCCUGAGUUCAAACUGAUGGGACAAACAUUUGUGCACGUCACCUCUUCAUGGGUGUGGGGGGAGAAAUCAACAAGUUUUUUGUCCACAGUGGCUUGUCUUGUGUCUGUAGAUCUUUUGUUGGGCAGGAGAUGACACUUCUUGUGGUACACUAGUAUUUCACACUUUGGUAAUGCUUCUCUCCUGACGGUGGUGGGCGUAUCCCAGUUUCAUAGCAAACGCUUUCAUAGUUACAGAACAAAUACCUUAUAUUACCUUAUAACAUGGGAUACAGAUAUUAUAAGUGGAAUAAUACAUGCAGCAUCCUACAAGCAUUUCAUAAAGUAUAAACUAAACACAUUCUGAUAACUCUAAUAUCUGUUUUAACCAUACUAACAUACAGGUGAGCCAGACUGGUUUUCAACUCUGUAUUUGUCAGUGUUCAGUGAGGCCUGGGCACUCGCCAUGAGCUGGCACCUGGUCUGCCAGUGUUACACUCUUACUUUCUAGGAUUCCUCUGGGGGCUCACAAUGUUGCUGGGAGUGUGGGUAAUUUCCCUGAGUGAAAUUAUGCAUUUUGGGGUGGAGUGGGGAGGAUGGGCUGAACCUGGGCACGUUCAGUGCUUGUGCAUUCCCAACUACACAGGGAUCCAAAUAUUGCAGACUGCAGUGGUGCAGCCAACGCUAAGCUAACAGCUUCAUGCCAGACACUGCAAACAGCUAGUAGAACCACCACUUGGGAUGGCUGUUGUUUGCAGUCCUAAGCUGUUGCAAGCUUAAUGCAUUCCAAGCAACAGUUAGUGGUGACAUAUUCUUAGCUAGUAUAGACUGGCCUUUGUGCAUGAUGAUGGGAGGAGACAGGUUCUGAGCCUAUACAUAAAAAGCACUCAGCGCUAUAUUCUGUUUAUUUUUCUCCAUACAAAUAGUAAGUACCAUCAAAGAAAUGAUAGGAAAAUAAUUCAAAUUGCAUCAAGAGCAGAAUUGUCAUUCCUGUAUUCCCUGAAAUUCAAAAAAAAUAGAGAAGUUCCUUAGCACUUUUCUUUCCUAUGAAAAUGAAAUCUGUCAUUCAGUCAUAGCUGCGAUCCCAGGCCCCAUGGCCAUAAGAUCAGUCUCUGCGCACAAAGCACUUCCAGUCUUGGGCAGGUUAAGGCAAAUGGCAAAGCUUUAGUCAUGCUAAAAGCUGUUUAAUCUCUCCCAUGAAAAGGACCUUUCUGGAAUCUCUGAUCAGCAUGGGACUGAGACUAGGCUCAGGAAUGACAAAGGGUGAGACUUAACGGAUUUCUUUCAAAGGCUAAUUUGAUUUGCUGGGUCCUGAGUUCUAGCAGGGUUUCCCUGCAAGGAUUGGUCACCCUAAACUACUAACAUAGAGUAUUUUCUUUCAUUGCUUAGGUGUUCACAGUUUUCAUCAAAAACCUCCCUCAUUUUGGUGCCAGACACGACCCAGAGUGUCCUAGCCCCCUUCUAUAUUGUAGGAACUAUCGUUUAAAAAUCAUGCUUAAGCACAGUUUAAAUGUGAUUGUAGCCAAAUUGGAUUCUAACAUGAUUUGGUUGGUCAGGUAACAUAGGCAGGGCCCUUCCUAGGCUAGGGAAUGGAGGUGUUACCCUGAAAGUUGGAUUUGGGCACCCCUAGAAUAACCUGCUUAUCACCCCCUUACUCUAUGCCUCCCAAGGUCUGAGUUUCCAAGGCCGUUAAGGAAAACACUAAAGGACACAGAUAUAACCUUCCGAUUAAAUGAUUUUAUUAAGAUAACUAAUAAUCCCUGCUACAGGGUAUUCUAAGAAUAAAAAUCAGAGACAAAUCCCUUGUUGCAAGUUGAAGGGAAUUUAAACUGCAGUAGUAUACAGUCUAAAUCAGGGGUGCGCAAACUUUUUGGCCUGAGGGUCACAUUAGGGUUCCAAAACUGUAUGGCGGGCCGGGUAGGGAAGGCUGUGCCUCCCCAAACAGCCUGGCCCCUGCCCUCUAUUCGUCCCCUCCCACUUCCCGCCCCCUGACUGUCCCCUUCAGAACCUCCGACCCAUCCAACCCCCCUCCUCUUUGUCCCCUGACCUCCCCUCCCCGCUCCCUGUCCCUUCAUUGCCCCGACCACUAACCACACACCCACUCCCUGACAGGCCCCCCAGGACUCCCAUGACUAUCCAACCGCUCCCUGUUCUCUGUCCCCUGACUGCGCCCCCCCGAACCUCCACCCCAUCCAAUUGCCCCCUGCUCACUGUCCCCUGACUGCCGCCCGGGAUCCCCUGCCCCCUAUCCAAGCCUCCCCCCCAGCUCCCUGCCCCCUUAUCAUGCUGCUCAGAGCACCAGGAUUGGCAGCCGUAAGUAGUGCAUUCCUAUGGGGAGCAAUUUAAUACACAACACCGGUGGCUCUCGCAGGAGCUCGCAGCCCCACCACCCAGAGUCCUGGCAGCACGGCAAGAUGAGGCUGUGGGGGAGGGGGGCUAAGCUCCCCAGCCGGGAGCUCAAGGGCCGCGCAGGACGGUCCCGUGGGCCGCAUGUGGUCCGCAGGCUGUAGUUUGCCCACCUCUGGUAUAAAUGAUGCACUCUGCCACAGAUGGCCAGUCUGUGACAGAUCAAUGACAGCAGUUCUUAAUUUACACUUUACAUUUUACAUAGGUAAAUUACAAUGAAAACACAUACACACGUCUUAAGCAUAUACAUACUAAUACUAAACUACACUUAUGCUCUACUAUAAUUAAAACUAACAGGCCUACACUACUGAGUCCACUGUGCUGUCAGAUGCUGCUGGGUCACCUCUGGUUACCUGCCAGUUUAGAAUGUUCCUUUGAAAUUCUCUCUCUCCUUCUCUCUAUCUAGCAGUCCUUCCAGCAGAUCUUCUCGCUGGCUCCUGACUUUGCCUGCUGAUCGUCUCCCUUUUAUACUGUCCUAUCCAAACUUUCUUUUGUACUAUUUAUUUUUAACCUCUGCUGAGCGUGCUCAUCAUCAAACAUUCCCUCAUCCUUAGCUACCAGGAGAAGUAGCCCCAAGCUAGCCCAGACUGGCGCUGCUUGACUGUUCCUUACCCUUAUACUGCACAUGCUCACUUGCAUUAUUUCUACCUUAGAGACACAAUCACUUCAUUCGACCUUAGUGCCCAGACUCCAGAUCUAGCCUACUUUGUGGCCAUAUCUCAUUUUACUCUCAGGUCUGGUCAUGUGACUUACAAUGUUCAAUGGUAAAUGACCUGCAGCAUACAGUUGGUGAAGUGACACUUGCUUAUUCCAGAGGGAAGCCAGAGACACCGAAUGGGGGGUAGGAAUACAAAAUGGAAUCUCGGGGAAUUUUUUGGUAUCAAAGAAUUCAGGAAGUUUCCUCCCAUCCUCACUGGCUCACCAAUCUGUGUUAGAGCCCCACUCACAUCAUUUAAAUGGUGCUGAGGCCUGAAUUGUAAACUCUGCUUUACAUUAGUGUAGCCGGGCCUCAGCUCUAAGUAACUCAGGGACUAGGAAAGAUUUGCAAACACUGCUUUUAAGUGUGACUGCUCUCCCGUCACUGAGCCAAUUCCUCCAGCAGCUUCUGCUCUACAAAUCAAACUCAGUGAUCUAGUGAGGUGCUCUCACAGCAGAGACAAGAGGCUGUGAGAUCUCUUCCUGCAUGUGACUCCUGGGAAUGGAGGGAAGGGAAUCCGAGCAGAGGACAGCAUCUGAACCAAGUGCAAGGAGGACAAGGACCUGUGGGGGUGAAUGUAGUAAGUGCUGGCACCAGUCAGCCGUGGAGAAUCAUCCCAUGAAGAGAUGGGGAGGCCAACAGUGGGAGUUGAAGGCAAUAGGCAUGUGCAAAAAGGUCCUAUAGUGAGAGUGGCUGGACAGAUUAGAAAGGGAUGUGACAAAGGGAAAGAGGAGAGAUGGACAUGAUGGAGGGAGGACGAUGCAGAAAAGAUGGUGGAGGAUCAGUGGCAGGAAGAAGGAGGAGGGAUGGUCCAAUGUUUAGGGCAAUAGCCUGGGAGUCAGGAGACUAGAGCACAACAGGAUCCAUCUAGUUCAGGAUCCUGUCUCCAGGUGGGGCCAGUACCAGCUGCUUCAGAGGAAGGUGCAAGGAACAUGGAGUUGGACAUGUCACCUUUACCAAAGCGCUCUGGCCCCAUGUACAGCAAAUGUAUGGUUUGGCACAACCCUUCUCAAGAACCAAGGGAUUGUGGGACUGGUAGUCGGGAAGAGGGGGAGGGGCACGGGCACAUGGGAAUUGUAGUGGGGCUGCAGUGUAUGCUGGGAAAGGGAAAUAAAGGAGUUCUGUAUUGCCCAGGGUGGGGGGAUGGAUGGCUUGUGUUGUGCUGGGGUUUGGAGUAGAUGCUCAUAGUGGUCUCUUCUGGCCUUACGAUCUCUGGGUUCAAACUUGUGUGGGCCUUGCCACAGAGAGAAAGAAAGAAACAUGGAGAACACAGAAAUGGCUGGUGGGUCUCUGGGACAGAGUGGAGGCCGUGGCUAAAGGUGAGAGGGAGGUACCCCAGGACAAGGGAGUUCAUUUACCUGAGAGUUUGUUCAGAGAGCUUUUCAGAGGGUGAAGAAAUCGAUGCUGAACAUUGGCACAGGGCUUGAAGGAAGCCUAGGGUGAGCAUCUGCUUCUUGUCAUGCUGUUGUGGAGGGCUUUGUGGGUCAGGGUGGGAGAAAGUCUCCCCUUAUUUCACUGUGUCAAGAGUAGGAGAUAGCUGAGACCUGAGGGAAGGCUGUGGCUCCAUGCAGGUGCAGUUAGCUUACUGGAGCUCUUGGUAUUUGGACUCUCAUUGAACUUGUUUGCUCUAGAAGGGCUGGUGUUUUCCUAACUUAGAAGCAGAGCUAAGUUAAACUAUUCAACCAGGUGAGAGAGAAGUCAAGGCAGAGUUGGAAGGGGAAACUGAGGCAAUUGCUGUAUCACCAGGUGUGAUAAAAGCAGGUGGUAUAGAGCAAUUCUGGACAUGGACUGGAGAAAUUCACAGUGAAACCAGUGGAAACUCCUUAAUCUUCCACUCCCCUCUGUAAAACAAGCAGUCGCACUGGUUUAACACCAUACGGUUAAAUGGCUACAAGUCUGUGUGUAGGAGAAAUACAUAAGGAGGGUAACUUGGGAGUACUUACAUUUACCACCAAGUGACAAUAAGGUCCCACAAAGGAGUUGGCUGAUGAAGAUGCUCCGGCGGCCUGCAGGGCACCCUUCUACCUCUAUUUGAGUCCAUAUGGCUGAAAUCUGGUUUGCUUACAUGCCUCUGUGCACAGGGCACGUGAACUGUUUUCAUUCUGGUUUGGUAGGAUUGUACAUCCACUUAGCACUCACUUAGCAGGCAUGUGAUGACCACACAUCCUAGUGGUUGUCUCCAGGGCAGUCAGGCCCAGCUCAGAUGAACUUGAAGGCAAUGACAGCAGACUUAACCUAGUUUGUGUGACUUUUGUUUCUUCACACAAACUUGCACCGAAAUAGCCUGUCCGUUUCAGUUCACACCUUUCUGAUCAACUUCAGCAAAUUCUAACAAGACACUUUUCUUUUGAAAUAUGAAUGUUCCCACAGUGACCUGCCACGAAAUAACAGAAGAUGUAAAUUAAAAGCCUUUGGAUUAUUUUGGUGCAAGUUUGUGGGGAGAUCAGUCUUGGCUGUGAUAGAGAAGGGGGAGCCAGUGGAUGGUGCAGAGAAGGAAUUGAUAACAGAUUGGUGGGCCACUAGGUGUGGGAUGGGUUGGUGUGGGGUCAGAGGAGGAGGUUUUAACAGGCAUCAGGUUUAAAACAAACAAAAGGAAGUAUUUUUUCACACAACACAGUCAACCUGUGGAACUCCUUGCCAGAGGAUGUUGUGAAGGCCAAGACUAUAACAGGAUUAAAAAAAGAACUAGGUAAGUUCAUGAGGGAUCAUUGGCUCAUCAAUCAAUCAUCAGUGGUGUCAAGGCUGAUUCCCUACUCUGGCACUUUGAGUGCAGAAGGUGGGGGGCCCGCAAGGAUUAUAAAAAUGAAUACUGGCCAUUCCAGGCUUGUAUUAAACUCCCAACAUUACAGCUUCUCUCUAACCUUGGAUGGGUAGAUGCUGCCAAUACCCAAAUGCAAAAAAACCCCUUUUGAGAAUCCAGAAAGGAGCACUUGGGAAUUCCUUCCUGUGGGGUACCCUCAAACCCCUUCACUCCCACUCCAGGGAAGAGCUGAGAAAGAAAAACAAAGGAAAUCAGCUGUUGCCCCCAGCUAAUUAAACAACAUGCACAAACCUCUUAGGGACAUAAAAAUUCAAUCCUGUUCUUAAGAAAGGUAAAUUUUAUUAAAAACAAAAGGAAAGAAAAUACAUCUGGAAGUUAGGCUUUUUGCUAGAUUGAAAAAAACCAAACCACAAAAAUUAAGCAUCAAGAUAGCUCUCUUGAGGUUCAACUUAAAGGUUACAAGCAAAACAAAAGCACCUGGGGUUAGCACAGGGGAGUCCACAAGCCAGUAAGAAAUAAAAGAAAUAACCCUAAUCGUGUCUUCCUAGACCUUCCCUGACUUACUUAUAUAUCUGGGGUUUCAGAUAAGCAAUUUCUAGGUAUGAUCUGAUGGUUCUUCAUACCUGGCUUAAAGCUUCUUACAUCAUAGUUCAGCCCUGUUUCUGUUCUGCAUCUCCUCUCUCCAGUGAACAACAGACAGACAGACAAAGGGAAAGUUUUUUUUCCAGUUUUAAAAAGUUCUAGCCCUCCCAUUGGCUCUUUUAGUCAGGUGCCCACUCCCUUCUUUUUACCUAUGGGCUUUUUAAACUCUUUACAGGUAAAGCAAGUAGAGAACAGCUACCAAGAGGGAUUUUAUAGCUAACUGGCUGGCUGGUUGUCCAUAAAAGGAAACUUCCCCCACCCCUUCAUUUAUCACAAAUGGCUAUCAGCCAGGAUGGUCAGGGAUGAUGUCCCUACCCUCUGUUUGCCAGAAGCUGGGAAUGGGCGGCAGGGGAUGGAUCACUUGAUGAUUACCUGUUCUGUUCAUUCCCUUCUGGCAUUGGCCACUGUUGGAAGACAGGAUACUGGGCUAGAUGAACCUUUGGUCUGACCCAAUAUGGCCGUUCUUAUGUUAUAGUAUUCAGAAAGGGCUGGACAGAAGGGAAAGCUUGGUUCUGCAAACCAUAUGCCCAAGGCGCUGGAAUCCACUCAAUGUCUGUUCCUCACCUCAACACAUGCACAGCUGUGAAACAAACCCAAACACAAGACAAAUGUUAUAUCAGAACUCUUACCACAUCUGAUGACUCCCUUUUUUACAGCUAUCUGCAUCACAGACUGAUGAAGGUAAAGAUAGGGCCCACAAUGGAACUAUGAUUCCAAAUCUGCUGUGGAAUUCAAACUCUGCAGCCUGGAACCAUCUCUGAGCAGGGCAUUGCAUUUGGUUUCAGCAAGCUAGAUAUCUUUAGUUUUACAGGCACUUAAAAAAAAUCAACCAAAGAGAGGGAACAAAAUCAUGUUGGAGUUUGCUUUCAGAAAGCCAAGCUGGGCUUUUUUUUGGUCCAGUUUUGGAAAAAGGAGCUCAUCUGCAGAGCUGUAUUCAAGAGCAAAGCUUGCCAACAGAGCUGAAAAAUUCUGACCAGCAGAGUACUGUGUCCAAUUUUGGUCACCAAUGUAUAGAAAGGAUGUAGAGAAACUGGAAAGGAUCCAGAGGUGAGCGACAAAGAUGAUCCAAGGGAUGGAAUGCAAAGGCUGAGCAGAGGCUGAACGAACUGGCUAUGUUUAGUUUGGAAAAGAGGAGAUUAAGGGGGAUAUGACAGCAGUCCUCAAAUACUUAAAAGGCUGCCAUAAAAAAGAUGGAGAAAAGUUGUUCUCUCUUGCCACAGAGGGCCGGACAAGAGGCAAUGGGUUCAAACUACAGCACAGCAGAUUUAGAUUAAAUCCCAGGAAAAACUUCCUAGCUGUACGAACAGUCGGACAAUAGAACAGACUUCCUGUGGAAGCUCCUUCACUGGAGGUUUUCAAAAGGAGGCUGGAGAGCCACCUGUCCUGGAUGGGUUAGACCCAACAAAUCCUGCACCUUGGAUGGGGGUUAGUGAUGUAGAAUUCAAACCCUUGCAACUGCCUCCAGUACUGGUUUCACUGUCAGAGCCAGGUCAGGUCCCAUGCUUAGAUGCAUAGAUUUAGAUGUGUACAGUUGUUUCCAUUCACACCAAUAAGAUGUUGGCAAAUUAAACGACAUUUUUUUCCCCCUCUGGUGUUUCUCUCGCAGCUCAGACCAACUCUUCUAGAAAAUAGAUAAAGUUAAAGCAGCUAAUUAGGAAACUGUCCAGUUACUUCUGCCCCAAACUGACCUCCAUCAUCUUUAAAUUGCUGGAGAAUGUCUCAAUUCUAAAUGAGUAUCAUAAUGAAUUUGCUAGUAUGUAUGUGUCACCACUGCCCUCGGCUGCCUAGAAUCAAAACCGAUUCACUAUGUGUCAUAUACUUGACACUGCUGAAAGUUAAUGGAGACUCUCCAGUAGCUCCAAUAACAGGGAGUCUGACUUUUUCUCCUCUCCUACCCCCCGUCAAAUGGUAGGGUCUGAGUUCUGUUCCCAUCAAGCUGCAGGAGACCAGGGUUUGCAGCAAGGUGACUACUGUAAUGUGCUAAGUAGCCAUGAACUUGUUACAGGAUCAACAAUACGCUGAGCUAUUUGCAAAAUAUUAAUAUGAAAACAAGCAGACCCUCUGUGUCAGACUGACCUAGCCCAAGCAAUGUUUGGGGCUCCCUUUGCUGCAGCAGUCAUGAAGUAGCAAACAUUGGACUCCAAUCAUCACUUAUGGACUAAGAUUUUUAAAAAUGGCUUGUCACACUUGAGUUCCUAAAUCCAUUCUGGUCACCUAAAGUAGUGGAUGGAUUUUUUCCCCACAAAGUGUCAAGGACCCAGCAGCAAUCACUGAAAUCAGUGGAACUGCUGGCUGCAGUGUAGCAUUUCUCAAAACCAGACCACUUCUUUAGGCACCUAAAUAUGGAUUUAAGGUACUAACUUUAGCCCCCUCUCCCCUUUCAUAAAAAAUCUUGGCCAUUGAAGUCAUGGCAAAACUCCAUGACAAGAGAAUUGGGCCCAACAUUGAAAAGUUGUGCUAUGCUAUCACCAGCAAUAUUGGUGCAUUUUCAA
This is a messenger RNA of Chelonia mydas (Green sea turtle), 14092 nucleotides long. It is a transcript of the gene DDR2, whose product is annotated as discoidin domain receptor tyrosine kinase 2. Lineage: Eukaryota; Metazoa; Chordata; Testudines; Cheloniidae. The transcript is spliced from 17 exons. The record is from RefSeq and is a predicted model, not a curated record. The coding region runs from base 171 to 2738 and encodes 855 amino acids. Gene Ontology annotation, biological process: multicellular organism development; cell surface receptor protein tyrosine kinase signaling pathway; protein phosphorylation. Gene Ontology annotation, cellular component: membrane; signaling receptor complex. Gene Ontology annotation, molecular function: ATP binding; collagen binding; protein tyrosine kinase collagen receptor activity.